Molecule: messenger RNA, 4248 nt
Organism: Amphibalanus amphitrite
Lineage: Eukaryota; Metazoa; Arthropoda; Thecostraca; Balanomorpha; Balanidae
Product: negative elongation factor B-like
Exons: 12
Coding region: 1832-3571 (579 amino acids)
Biological process (GO): negative regulation of transcription elongation by RNA polymerase II
Cellular component (GO): NELF complex; nucleus
Source: RefSeq, a predicted model, not a curated record
AAGACAUUUGCUCUGCGCUGAUGGCCCUUGACCCACACUCAGCCAUGGGCCCUGACAGACUGAAUCCCUUGGUACUUAGGCGUUGUGCUGCAGAACUGGCUCGUCCCUUACUCAUGAUUUUUUCCAGAUCUCUCCAGGAAGGCCAACUGCCUGUCCUAUGGAAGCUGUCCCAUGUUAUACCGAUAUUCAAAAAAGGCCGACGAUAUGAUCCACUUAAUUACAGGCCCAUCAGUUUAACUUCUGUGGUGUGCAAGAGCAUGGAACGAAUUAUUUGUGCCAAACUUCGUGACUACUUGGAAUCAAAUGACUUACUGACACCAAAUCAGUUUGGUUUCAGGGCAGGCAGGUCAACUAUUGAUCAGCUGUUACUUGUGUAUAACGCCGUUUCGAGAGCAGCUGACAUGGGUGGAGUCACAGAUGUAAUAUUCUUCGAUUUCAGCAAGGCGUUUGAUGUGGUCUGUCACGAUUUGAUGAUUGCUAAGCUGAGGUCUCUGGGUAUCCAUGGCCGUUUGCUUGAUUGGCUUUCCUCAUUCCUAUAUGGCAGGGAGAUGCAGGUUUGUGUUAAGGACUGUAGGAGCCGGCCAAGGAAUGUCCUUAGUGGUGUCCCACAGGGUAGUGUCCUUGGACCACUUCUGUUCCUAGUAUAUGUGAACAGCAUAGCCUCACAGUUAACAAGCAGUUAUAAAAUUUUCGCCGAUGAUCUUAAAAUGUAUGCCUGUGUGUCUCAUGCUCCCGCUCUAUCAACACUGUCUCAUUAUCAACAUGUGCAGAAAGACAUCGACCUCUUACACACCACAGCAGCAUCAUGGGGUCUUAGAAUGAACUCCGAUAAAUGUGUCGUGCUAAGAUUUGCCAACUCUAGAUCAAAGCUAGUCUCUCCAGAGUACUUCCUUGACGGCCAACAGAUCCCUUCUGCUGAGAGCCAUCUGGACUUGGGCGUUACCGUUGACUGCCAAUUAAAGUUUCACGAGCACAUCAGGGGUGUGGUUCGUAAGGCUAGUGGUUUGGCACAGAAUCUGUUAAAGUCGACUGUCUGCCGAUCGCGUGAAUUCAUGUUGUUUCUAUUGCUUACUCAUAUUCGUCCAAUGCUUGAAUAUUGCUCUUGUGUCUGGUACACUGGCUACAUAGAGGAUAUGCGACUCUUGGAGAGGGUUCAGCGACGUUGGACCAAGCGAAUCGAUGGGCUAGCCUCAUUGAGCUACGCUGAUCGCUUGCAGGAGCUGAACUUGUAUUCGGUUCAGGGUCGAUUGACACGCGCUGAUCUCAUUCAGUGUUGGAAAAUCUUCAAUAGGAAGUCUUGCAUUGCUCCUGAUGAACUGUUUAGCCUGUGUCCCCAAACUCGCACCAGAGGUCACUGUCACAAGAUCUUUCCCUUGCACUCACGCACAGAUGUUAGGAAGCGUUUUUUCACUGUGAGGUGUAUGCGUCUUUGGAAUGCCCUACCCGCAGAGGCGGUAUGUGCCCCAAACCUAUCUAGGUUCAAGGAGGUCCUGCAUGACACUUUGCAUGGGAGUUUGUUCGCCUAUGUCUAACGUUGCUUGAACAACUGUACAAAACUUUAGCGCGCUGCAUAUUCUGCCGGCCUCUCUGCACUGUAUUCAUUUUCUUUUUCUUUUUUGUCUCUGUGAAAAACCACAGUGUGUUUGUACAUGCAUACACGCCGGACUCAACGGAAGACGCUAAAUUCCAGCUUUCUGCGCUCGCCAACCACAAGUGAAGAUCUCCCCCGGCUGGCGCGUCUAGGAUUCAGGGUUCCUGUCUGUCCUACUCUUUCCUUCCAUCUACAUUUCUUGACACUGGGAACCCAACCAGGUGAGUCAACCAGGGAGUCAUGUCUGGCGGAGGGUUAGAAGAGAUUGGUAUUCCCGGAAAGGAAUACCUCCGGAAGGCGCUCACAAGCUGUUCAGAUCCGCUAAAAGCCAUCAGUGACUUUCAGGCAGAGAAUGGCAUUCUUCUUCCAUCGUUGAGACCUAUGCUCCCUCUGCUGGAUCUCCAUGGCGUCAAACGGUUCGAAUUUCACACGUCUGUGAUGGAGAGCCUUUGCGAUAAGCUGAUCCAGCAGAUAAACGACAUCGGUAAGCUGGAGGGUCGCGAGCGGGACAGGAAGCUGCGCGACCUGUUGCACAAGUCGUUCCCGGUGAUUCGUUUCAAGACGCUGCGUCCGAUCGUCAUGGCCAUCCUGAAACACACGCGGGAGGUGGAUCACAAGUUCCUGAAAGUGCUGGUACGUGACAAGGAGCUCUACAACGACCUGGACACGGAGGUGAAGCGUCAGAUCUGGACCGACCACCAGACCCUGUUCGGUGACGAGGUUUCCCCGCUGUUCAUCCGCUACGUACAGCAGAAGGAGGCGGCGCUGCUUACUCACACCAACCUGAACAACUUCUUCGACCUCACGCCGAAGGUCCGCAGACAGGGCGAGAUCAUCCAGAAGAUCGUGCAUAUGAUCGGACAUAGCGUCAAAUUGUAUGACAUGGUGCUCCAGUUUCUACGCACGCUGUUUGUCAAGACGAGGAACGUGCACUACUGCACGCUGCGCGCGGAGCUCCUGAUGGCCCUGCAUGACCUCGAAAUUCAGGAGAUCGUUGACCUGGACCCGUGCCACAAGUUCACCUGGUGUCUGGACGCCUGUAUUCGUGAGCGGAGCGUCGACACCAAGCGAGGCAGGGAACUGCAGGGGUUCCUGGACAGCAUCAAAAAGGGAAACGAACAGAUUCUCAGCGACCUGUCGAUGAUCCUGUGCGACCCGUUCGCUGUCAACUUCCUGGCCACGUCGGCGCUGAAGAUCCUGACGCAGCUUAUCAACAGCGAGGGCAUGCCGCGCGACCACGCCGUGCUGCUGCUGCUACUGCGGAUGCUGGAGCUGGGCCUGCACGCCUGGGACAUGAUCGAUAGACAGGAGUUCCGUGAGCCACGGCUAGACCCGCAGGUGGUUACCAAGUUCGUACCCUCGCUAGUCUCCCUGAUUGUGGACGACCAGGUGCGGGCGCUCAACCAGCGCCUACCGCCCGACGAGCGCGCCUCGGCCAUCACCAUCAUCGAACACUCUGGUCCGCCGCCGGACGCCUACCAGGCGUACAUCACCGAAUCGAGCGUAGCCUGCCUGCUGGCCGUCUACUACACGCUGCAGACGGCCAGGAGCCGCGACCGGGUGGGCCUGAUGCGGGUACUCGGCUGUCUCUCGGCCAGCGAGGGAGAUCGCGCCUUCGAGGACACGUUCCUUCACUCGCUGGUGACGCUUCUGAUCGGUAUGAGUGACGAGCUGGCCACGGAGGACUUUUGCACGGUCAUCUUCGACGAGUUCUUUUUCACGGCGCUCUCCAAGGAGAACGUGGUGCAGCAGCUGGGGAAGCUGCUGUGGCACACGCACGCCAAGCUGCCGACGGCGCGGCGUGACACCCUGAUGCAGGCGCUCCACCACCAGCCCAACCUCAGGCCGCUGCUGGAGCAGCUGAGGGAGAAGAUGGAGCGCGACGAGGGAGACGUGGAGAUGCCGCCGCCGGCGCCGCCCGUCGACUCCCCGCUCAUGUCGGUGCCGACACCGGCGCCUCACCGCGGCGACUACCCGUGAUCGGCGCCACACAGCGGUGACUACCCGUGACCGUGACGGGCCGUGAGUCGUGAGGGCCACCGUCACUCACAGAUGGCGGCACCGCUCCGUGCUGUCUCUACACCGGUAAGCGGUGAGUUCCACCUCGGACGAUUGAGGACACGUCGGACCCAGGCCUGUGCUAAUAUGGCGGCUGAAUACCACCGGAUCUCAGUGACCGCGAGUGUUAACUGGUGCGGAAUCUCACCGACUGCAGCUCCGAAACGGUCGCUCGGUCAGGGGGGUUGAGAGGUUCCAGACACGGUCCAGGGCGCGGUAGCCCGGAGAAAACUGUCUGGGUGACCUGGAAACCGACCGGUGGUGUAUAGGACACGCAGCGGAAGCGCUCGGGAACCGAGAGACUGAAGGAUGGAAGUCGCCAGUCGCCAGUCAGUGCGAAUGCGGUUCCGUCUUGACCAUCGUUGUAGGACACCAAACAGCGAAGCUGGUGUGCAGUGUUUUGUUUUGUAUGACUUGAUUUUAUCAUUAGUGUAUCGCGUCGGUGACGGAAUGCUGGUAUAUUCAUGUAUAUCGAUGAAGAAAAUACGAAUUGAAUGUGCUAUAAUCGAUCAAUGACGGAUGCUUCCUGAGUUUGCCGUUUUGUCCAUCGUCAUGCAUCGUACCUGUUUUGUAAAUAAAGUAAGUAUAAAAGAACUCUG